Molecule: messenger RNA, 1462 nt
Organism: Poecilia latipinna (sailfin molly)
Lineage: Eukaryota; Metazoa; Chordata; Actinopteri; Cyprinodontiformes; Poeciliidae
Gene: rpusd4
Product: RNA pseudouridine synthase D4
Exons: 6
Coding region: 49-1224 (391 amino acids)
Biological process (GO): pseudouridine synthesis
Molecular function (GO): pseudouridine synthase activity; RNA binding
Source: RefSeq, a predicted model, not a curated record
UUGUUUUCAAUGGCUCAUGUGUUACCGCUCUCUUCACCUUGAACCAUAAUGAACUGCGGUAAAGCAGUAGCCGUUCUGGGCGACCAAAUGUUUUUCUUGUUGGUUAAAUCGCGGACUAUCUGCCGCCGGCUCCCGGGCACAGCACCGGUCCUCAGCCGGAGUCAGCACACCGCGGCUGAGCGCGACUCGCCUGGCGGCUCAGACACCGCUGAGAAGCCCCGGCUGAGAGCCAUCGACCUGGCCAGAAAGAUCCGACAGGAGAAGGCGAAGACUCGGAGUGAAACUCGGACACAGGACAGGGAUCCUCCGGUGUCCGGCUCACAGCAGAGAGUGACCGAGCUGAAAAGGUUCACUGCGCAGCUGCAAAACGUCCAUCCGAACGUGCUGGCCAAACAUCUGCACCGAACCGUGCUGUACCGGGAUAAAGAUGUGGUCAUCCUCAACAAACCCUACGGCGUCCCUGUCAGAGAAGAAUCUGGCGUCACGACCAUCACCUCUGUGCUUCCUGUUCUCUGUAAAAUGCUGGACGGGCUGAAAACGAAGACGGACACCGAGCUGCUGCCCUGUCUGGGUCUGGAGAAGGACUCAUCCGGAGCGCUCCUGCUGGCCAGGAGCGAAGCAGUACUGGAGCACAUCCUCUCCCUGAGUAGAAGUAACCAAGUGGAGAGGAAGUAUUGGGUGAUCACAGUUGGUGUUCCUGUUCCCUCUGAAGGGCUGAUCGACAUUCCCAUCAUCGAAAGAGAAGUUACAGGUCCUAAGCCACAUUUCAAGAUGACGCUGAGUCCGCUUUUCAGAAUGAACGAGGCCGGUGACGGCAUGACCAAAGUGCGAAGCCACCGGCAGGCCCACGCUGCAGCCACCAAGUACCGAGUCCUGGACAGCAGCUAUGGCUGCAGCCUGGUCGAGCUCCAGCCUCUCACCGGGGUGAAGCACCAGAUGCGGGUACACAUGGCGUACGCUCUGGCCUGUCCCAUUCUCGGAGAUCACAAAUAUUCCCACUGGAGCAAACUGGCACCGCAGAAAUUACCGGACCGUGUGCUGAAAAAGCUCGGACUGGAGCAGAGCAAGAGCCGGUACCUGCCUCUUCAUCUGCACGCGCGCCAGCUGGCGCUGCCGGGUCGCAGCCAGUCCGAUGUCGCCGUGUCCUGCCCCAUGCCCAAGUACUUCAUAAAAACACUGAACAGACUGCAGCUGACGUUCCCAGAGGACAAAAAUGAUGAAUAACCCCUCUGUGUCUGCAGAAAGCUGGGUUAUACUGAGAGGCUGCUGAAUGAAGGAGAAACAACCAUUUAAAUUAAAUGUGGACUUUUACAUCAAUACUGACCUGAGUUUAGGUUUAUAAGAGUUCGAUGGAGCGCAAAAGGAGUUUGUUUUGUGGAAAAUGGUGGCAUUGCAGCCUUGUUACUGUACAGACCUAUAUAAUGUCUUCAUAUUAAAGUGCAUUAUUUGACACGAGUCACGA